UUAUCAUGUUUCACCACAACAAGAAAUCAAGCAAAACUUGCUAAAUAGAGGAAUAAUAUUUGACUUUUGUUGAGUUUUACUACUUUUAUUAGUGUUUUAAGUAUGGCUAGGGUUAAGGCUUUAGGCUUUCUUGCUUUGCUUGUUUUGUCAACUCUUGUUAUGGUCUCAGAGGGUCGGGUGGCACGUAAAGAUUUGGGCCUAGAUUUGGGUGGUGGUGUAGGAGUGGGUGUCGGUGCUGGGGUAGGGUUGGGCUUAGGAGGUGGAAGUGGUUCAGGGUCCGGUGCAGGAGCAGGUUCAGGUUCAGGGUCAAGAUCAAGUUCAAGUUCUAGUUCAAGCUCAAGCUCAGGUUCAACUUCCUCAGGUAAUGGUGGUGCAGGUUCAGAAGCAGGCUCAUAUGCUGGAUCAAGAGCUGGUUCUGGUUCUGGUAAUCGAGGUGGAUCAAGUGAGGGAGGCUCAGAAGCAGGCUCAUAUGCUGGAUCAAGAGCUGGUUCCGGUUCCGGUAAUUAAUAGUCCUAGAUACGUAAGGAUAUCAUGUAGCUAUGGUGAAGGAAAUGGUAACUAAAUAUUACAUUAGAAAAAAUAAAUAAUAGCUUAUACUACUUUAAUUUGAAAUGAAAAAAAAAAUAAAGAAUAGACUGCAUGAAGUCCUAUAUAUAUAUAGUACGUAAUGUGUCCCUUGUGUUAGUUAAUUUGUAUUGUCAUCACUUGUGUAUUAUAUUUUGUUUAAAUCAAUAGAUGAAUAUAAGUUUGGUUUGUGUUUAUA
This is a messenger RNA of Solanum pennellii, 763 nucleotides long. Its product is annotated as glycine-rich protein DOT1-like. The coding region runs from base 103 to 507 and encodes 134 amino acids. The transcript has a single exon. Lineage: Eukaryota; Viridiplantae; Streptophyta; Magnoliopsida; Solanales; Solanaceae. The record is from RefSeq and is a predicted model, not a curated record.